This is a messenger RNA of Monopterus albus (swamp eel), 6754 nucleotides long. Its product is annotated as BCL-6 corepressor-like. NCBI's taxonomy places the organism in Eukaryota, Metazoa, Chordata, Actinopteri, Synbranchiformes, Synbranchidae. Gene Ontology annotation, molecular function: transcription corepressor activity; protein binding. Gene Ontology annotation, biological process: negative regulation of transcription by RNA polymerase II. The record is from RefSeq and is a predicted model, not a curated record. Gene Ontology annotation, cellular component: nucleus.
CCUGUUUUUAUUAUUGUUGUAAGCUUAUCUUCUGUCUGAUUUCUGCUGCUUAAAACUCGCCUAUUCCUGUUUUUGGAGUUUCAGCGGAGCUUGUGUGUGUGUGUGUGUGUGUGUGUUUCCCUCAGUGUGUGUCUCGGUGUGUGCGUGUGCGCGCGCAGCCAGUGCCUGCGCUGGAGGCUUAUGGUAAUUGCGGUCUCUCGACUGGCCUUCUGGGUAGAGUCUGCGCGAGUGGGAGUGGAGCGAGUCGCUCGGUCUCGGCGGCGUUCAUCCAUUCUGUGCGGCACUCCCCGUACAGCUCUGUGUGUCCUCGGUGCGAACCGGGGGCUCCGACCACGGUGUUAAGUACGAUUCUAGAAGCGAACGCAGGACGAAAGGUUACGCGGAAUAACCUUCAAGCAAACCUUCCGAGACACGGACUCCGGAGUCGGAGAGGACAUGGAGUGACGGAGAGCGGGAGAAAGAGGCUUUUUUCCGAGGACGGCGUGCUCCGCUGAAACCCAACAUGGCGCUGCUGCGAGGUACAGCCGAUCUGAAUUAAUUUUUCCGCGAGUCCGCCGACCUCGCCACCUGUAUCCUUUAGGGGUCCGGGCCGAACAGCGCAUUGGUUCUCAGACAUAAAGGACCUUACCGGAUUUUCCUUUGUGGAUUUCUCUCUGUUCUGGCGUUUGCUUUUCCUCCGUAUAGGCUCUUUUUGUUGCUUUAUGGACAUCGAAAUGACAUUUAUAGCAGCCAAAAAGUCCGCUAUAAAUACAGGGUAUUGGAUGAGAGUUUCCCGUAGACAAUAGAAUUAAGGAACGAGAGCAUUGUAUGCGCGAUUUGUUUUGUUUCCUGACACGUGGAUAACCUGUUAGACACUUUUAGUUGGUUUUUCUUGUUUCCCCUUCUGGUCGGGAUUGUCCGUCUCCAGACUGUAGGCUACCGUGACCGGGCAGCUCUUCGCACGGACGGAUCGCUGCCCUCCCAGGGAACUUGGCAAAACGGGGAAAAGGCGUGAGUUGGGGCGCACGGACGACGGCUGCAACUGACACCAAUUAACCAGGGCAAUAACUGUUCGUGAUGUUGAUGCUGAGAUACAAACCAACCUGGAAUUAAGACAAGGGAACCACAUCACACAAAACAUGGUGGAUGCACGGUUGACACCCCUGGCGGCGAUGGGGCUGGACCGAGGCGCUCUGAUGCACGAUGGUCUUCGUCUCCAUAGUGGUGUUGUAUACCCAGGGAUCAGAACACUGCCAGCAGAGAAGAGCAGAGAGGCACCCACCCUCCCCCUUACUUAUAACAGGGAUGGUCUCCCAGAUCUCAUCUACAAGCCGGAUGGCCCUCUGGACAGUCGUAAGCCCACUAAUGGAUACCUGGGCCUCUACAAGGGCACCCCUCCAAGUCUCCACAAACCUCUGCUGGUUCCUGGAGCUGAAAGUCUAGGAUUGGAACGCAGAGUAGGUCCUGGAGAAAAAGCAUCUGAACUAGGCUUGGCAAGCGCUAGUGGCAGCUACCUCCGCCUACCUUGGCUCAGCCCUUACCCUGAUGCAGCCAUGUAUCCCUUCAUGGAUACCACCAAGUACGCAGCUCUAAAUAUGUACAAACCCUCCUUACUCAGCCAACCAAAUCCCUAUCUCCCCCAGCUCCUGGCCUACCCUUCCCUGUGUGCAGCCCAGGGGGCUAAUGUUAACCCUGCUGCAGCCACUUCUGCUGCUGAGAGGCUCUACUAUAUGCCCCCUUAUCACCCUCCUCCAAUUUCUUCUCCCUUGGUGGCACCCCCUAUGAGGAUUCCUACAGUGACAGUGGCCCCCACACCACUGGUUCAUUGCCAGGACAAGGGGCUUGGUGUUGCAUCUCCAUUUGCACAGCAGCUCCAUCAACCUUCCCCUCUUCCUCAGCACCAUCAGGCUGCUAUAGACAGGGACCGGUCACCAAGCAGGGGCAGUAGACCAAGCAGACCUCCAUCUAGGAAGGGAUCUAGCAACAGCAAUAACACCAGUAGUGUGAGCACCAGUGGCACAAACAGUGGAAAUAAUAAUAGUCUACCUACUGAUUCUCAUGCAUCUUCUCGCCUACCCCAGCCCCCCCCUCCUCCUGCUCUUAUUGACAGUUCACUGGACUUACAAAGGCCAGUUGCUAGGGUAGGCCAAGUAACCACCUCCUCCACAUCUUCAGUAUCUGCUUCACCCUCAUCCAAGCAGUCCAUUCCUCAUCCCUUCUCUGUGAACAGCAUGGCAUCAGAGCAGCUCUCUCCUGCCCGGCCCAGCCCCCACAAACCCAGGCCAAGAGAUGGGGGGCCUGAGCACAGAAAUGCAGGAGUUGAGAAGAGACCCAGCAGUUCACCCUCCAAACCUAAUUUUGAGAGGCAAGCUAAUCAACUCCAAGCAACCAAAGACUCGACAGAAAAGCCCUUAGAUUUGUCUGGAAGAAUACUGGAGUUUGGUCUGCCUCCCAAUGGAUUUCAAGUUAAGAUGGACACUGUAGCAUCAGGCACACGUUAUGGACUGCCCCCUAGCCGAGAGCUUGUCAAAGAAAACCUGGCCCUCUCUCCCUCCUCCCACCCUCACUCUGUGGUCAGCAGCACUUCUUCAAAGGUCUCUGAGAGGCCAGAGAUGAUCAGCACUUUACACUCCUCCUGGGUCGUACCUAGUCCGUCUCCUUCCAAUACACAGCACACCCCAGGCCUGCCCCCCUCUCCGAGGCCUAACACAGACCUGGGCCUUUCACAAGCCAAAGGCUCCUCGCCCUCCGUUAUCAAACACAAGGGUCUAGAGAGGGUACUCCCUCACCAACGUAGCUCAUCUUGUCCAAGGAUAGGAGAGCCCAACCCCAAUGUUUCCUCCACUCAACACUUGGGCUCCUCUCUGGUUGCUUCCAGAGCUCUUUCUCCCAAACCCAAUGGUGAUUGGGUCAAACACAGCCCAAGCCAAUCAGAACGUCCACCGGUCAUAGGGCACAACAGAGAGGGAAUGGAGAAGUCCUCCCAGGCCACUAAGAGGGGUGAAACAACUCCAGAGGUGUCAUCGUACAAGAGGCCCUGUUUAGAGAAUGGUCACCCUCCUGGUCACCUUUACCUUCCUCAGAGUGAUGCUUACCUGAACCACAAUUUGGCCUAUGCCAAUAGAUACCUGCACUACCCCAUCCCUGAUGGCAUGGCACUACACUCUCUACCAAUUACAGGAAAAAGCCCAGUCUACCCUCACCCAGUAUUGCUGGACAGCAACAACCUUUACUCAACCCACCUGGCAGGAAAACACUCAUUACCCUAUCACAACCUCCCAGCUGGCCCAGGAGGGGAAUACCUCACUUACAACUCACAGGAAAUGGCCCAUCCGCUGAUGCAGACUCACUCAGACAGCAAGCUGCCAGAAAGGGGUGAUGCAACUUUAAAGCCCCGGGGACAGGAGAAAUCUCGGGGAGCUGUCGAAGAAUGUGGGGGCCACAGAGAUCAUAACAUUGGGAAAGAGACAGGUGAAGGGAGCCAGAAGAAGCCUGAUAGGGAUGCAGGAGCACAAGGACAGGGCGGCAGUCAAAGCAAACCCGUCUGUUCCUCUGUAACAUCCAGAGAAACGAUUGUCUGCAUUGACCUUGUGCACUCAGACACAGAUAUAGAGUCUACCCCAACAGUCCACAAGCAACCUUCUGCUGAGAACAGCACUAAGGUUAACCAAAAUGAAUGUUGUCAUAGUAACCAAAAUUUGACAAAGACUGUCAGUGAGCAAAAACACCAAAAUCUUCUUUCCCAUCCUUAUUCUGUUCACUCUGGACAGAGCCCCAGUGUGAAGCCCAGCCACAAUGAAAGACAGCUGGAGAUUCCUUUCGGGAAAUUAAAGGUUCUUCAGGACACAGACUUUCCUGUGUUGGCAUCUAACACAUCCCCACCUUCUCCAGAGAAAGUCGCCCAAGCAGAGGACAGCCCAGAGGAACCGAGUUUCAGUCCAGAUCCUAGAGACCAAGACCAGAGCACUUUACGCUGUGCCCGUACAUCCGGGGAGCGCGGCUCUGGUAAGGACAAAGGGGCCAGGAGGGAGACAGAAAAAGAAGACAGUGUUGUUGACCUAGGGGAGUCUCAAGGAGAAGGGGAUGAUGAAGACGAAGGAGACGGUAGCCAGACUUCAUUGAAAAGUUCUCGUCGAUCCAGUCUGGCCAAGAGGAUUGCUAACUCCUCAGGCUACGUCGGCGAUCGCUUCAAAUGUGUCACCACUGAGCUGUAUGCUGACUCCAGCAAGCUGAGCCGUGAACAGAGAGCUCUGCAGAUGGAAGUCAUAUCACGAGAGGGGAGUAAUAUAAGUCAACCUGCAGCUAACUGGGAGCGGGCAAUGAUACGGUUCUCGGAGCUGGAGCUGAAGGAGAAGGAGGGCGGCGGUGUGUGUGUGUCUGCCUCGGCAGCAGGACGGGAGCUGGCAGACGGUCACCGCAGAGAGCGAGCACUGGAACACUGCCAACACACCACCAAGCAGGGAGAGAGGGAGGGUCUUCGGCCAGUGUACACUAACAACAGAGUUCCAGUCCUCCAGAGGUGUGGAGGCCAGAGGGAGCUUUUGUCCUCAGGGCAGGGGCCCCGGGACGUGGCCAGAAGUGCCAGCCAAGGAGGGCUAAAGGAUGGAACCAGGAAGGUGAUGAGAGAACCAGAAGGUGGUCAUUGUAUUCCCCCUAUUUUGACACCAGCAAAAGGGUUCGCUGAGGAAAAAGCCAGCCCUGCCUUUGGACCCACCAGGAAACGCCCUCUUGGCCCCAAGGCUGAGCAGGAGGACACGGAGAGGGAGGAAGGAGAAAGGGUGUCCCACCCAGACAAACGAAUCAAGCUUUCUACAGAUACGCACGAGCAGGCUAAUGAAGAUGAUGAUGACGAAGUGCGGAAGCUCAAGGUCUGCAUCGAGCUGAAGGGACUGCGGCUCAGCAAGCCUACCACUGGCACAGCUUCACCUGACGGGACCCAGGUCAGACAAGACAGAGCAUGGCCCCAGCACCGGUUGUUCCCCACGGCCCAGAGCUUACAGGAGCGUAAGAUCAGGACCGAUGAGACUGAGGACAGAGCCGCAGUAGAGCGAAGUGAGAUCAACAGGAAAUGGGGUUGUGAGAAGAUACUUAAUGGAGUAGCUACUUCUCCCCUUCCCCCCGGCCAGCUGAAGGACAGAUCGCACCCGUUGGGCCCCUUCUCAGGUGACCGUGGCCUCAAGGAGCCCAGAAGAGGCCCCCCUUCUCCAGCCCCAGAGCUGUCUGUGGGAGGCACCCCUUGCCUUAAACCUCGUCGGCAUAGUGAUGCGGACAAACCCAAGGGCAAGCGGCCCUGCAAGACCAAACACACCAGUCAGAAGGAGCGAGAGCAGGAGAAGAAGAAAGAAGCCACUCCUAACAGCCCGGGCCAACACUGUGUGGCUGAUCUGGGAGCAGCUGGAGAUGACAAGCUGAGUGAGCAGUGCGGCGCUCCGAGGAAAAGAGUGGCCUCUCCUAAUCAUUAUCCGGACUCUCCAGUCAAGCCCUGCUCCCCUGCUGCCCUCUGUCCACCCUCCCUGCAGCCCCAGGCGAACGGCAGAGCAGGCCUUGUCCCAGUGGAGUCGGCCCCCCCUGCCGAACCCCCCACGGUGCGUCCAAUCCCGCCAGAGGCCCGUCGGCUGAUUGUGAACAAGAACGCUGGAGAGACUCUGCUCCAGAGAGCUGCGCGCCUGGGCUACGAGGAGGUGGUGCUGUACUGUCUGGAGAACAGAGUAUGUGAGGUGAAUCACAGAGACUAUGCCGGUUACUGUGCUCUCCAUGAGGCAUGUGCCCGCGGCUGGCUCAGCAUAGUCCAACAUCUGCUGGAUUACGGAGCCGACAUCAACUGUAGUGCACAGGAUGGCACCAGGCCAAUUCACGAUGCUGUGGAGAAUGACCACCUAGACGUGGUGCGAGUCCUGCUGUCCUAUGGCGCCGACCCCACCUUGGCCACAUACUCUGGCCGCAGCCUCCUCAAGAUGACCCACAGCGACAGCAUGGAGCGCUUCCUCACUGAUUAUUUUGCUGACCUUCAGGGCCGCUCAGAUGAUGACCCAGGACUUUACUGGGAAUUCUACGGCAGCGCUGUGUGUGAGUCUAGUGAAGAAGGUGGCAUCUAUGACAUCCUGGCAGACCCUCCAGGCCCAGAGGAUGAGGAUGAGGAUGGUAAAAGGGAGAUGUUUGAGUUUGAGUUCUCUGACCGACCUCUGCUACCUUGCUACAACAUCCAGGUGUCCCUCACCCAGGGGCCAAGAAACUGGCUGCUGCUCUCUGAUGUGCUCCGUCGGCUGCGUAUGUCUGCUCGCAGUUUCCGACAGGCCUUCCCCCACAUGGAAGUUGUGACUGUGGCAGAGGCAGAGUUUUACCGGCAGGCCUCUCUAUCGCAGCUGUUCUCCUGCCCAGAGGAGCUGGAAGGCUUCCAUCCAGACAGCAAGGAGCUGUUGGACUUGGUGGAAGACAGCACUGAGCUGGCUGCUCUGCUGGGCUCCACACUGGAGUGUCUGGAUGACCGCUGGGACCACCCAGGGGACAAACUAAAGGACAAAAUCAAGGCUAUUGGCCACUUGAGCUCAUUGUGACCCCUGUAGCCACCAAAUCUGGAUCCGGGUCUUUACUCACUGCAGUUUGUUUUAGAACCAACCAGUGGUUAUGGUGAUUUGCCUUAGCCUCACCCUUAGUUCCCACGCUUCAGCCCUGCUCUGGACUGUACAGAUGGACUGACCUGCUGGCUGACCAGGCUGCUCAGAUGUUUCCCUCUGUUAACUGAGGAUCAAUAAAUUUGUGACUCAACAGACUAAAU